GGAAGAACCACUUGGGUAUCAUUUAUGAGAUGGUAGCACCAUCCUAUUAGUGCCUUUCUUAGGUCUGGCAGAAAGUGUUUUUGUCAAAAUUGUUGGCUGGGCUGGACAUUAUAAACAUGUUACAGUGUGUCUCAGCAGUUGCCCUCAUGGUUACUGCAGUAUCCAUAGUCACUUCAGGGGAAGACAUUGAAAAGAAAGGUAUCAAUGUGACUUUAGCAGAUGACACAGAGCAGGAAAUUCUGGAUGAUUCAGCUCUUUUGUUCAAAAAUGGUCGCCUUCAGAUAAAUGGUAGCUGUAAACAGGCAAUGUUCCAAGCAGCUAUGGCCCUCUUCUUCAAGCCAGAUGCCAUUAUCCAUAUGCCUAGUUGUCGUGGUCAUGACAAGUGGUACCGUCGACAGUGUGUGGACUCCCUGGGGAUCUGCUGGUGUGCCACACCCCAGGGGACACCUAUAGCUGGAUCACAGAAACGUGGCACAUCCUGCUCAGCAAAACCAGAACCAGUUGAUCCAGUCUGUCCAAAUGACCAAAACACACACCGUUGUAACUUCUUGACAUGCACAAUGACGAUGUGCCCAGCAACAGGUACAAAUUGCCAUGUUAACCCAUGUGGAGGGUGCAAAAGAGAAUAUAUUAAGAAUCAUAUGAAAACUGAAUAUGAUUGUUUCAAAGGUUUUAGCACAUGUGGGAAGAAAAUGCUUGAAGUACUGAAUAGUCACACUUCCCAAGAGAAGAUGAAAGUGAUAUCUAGGCUGGUUGCCCUACAUCUGAUAUUUGGCAUGGGUAAUCUCGCAG
Messenger RNA from Lingula anatina, 792 nucleotides. RefSeq lists its product as uncharacterized. The record is from RefSeq and is a predicted model, not a curated record. Gene Ontology annotation, biological process: cell-matrix adhesion. Gene Ontology annotation, cellular component: basement membrane. NCBI's taxonomy places the organism in Eukaryota, Metazoa, Brachiopoda, Lingulata, Lingulida, Lingulidae.